AUGAACAAGACUUAUCGUGCUGUGUCGAGUAUCGUGUUGCGUCGCUUACCCCUUCAAGAACAGUUGAAGUCUGCUUUAUCAGAUAAUCGAAAGGAGAUAACACGUAAACCAACCGAACUCCUCUAUUUAGUGGUAAAGAAACCUCGUCAAGACCAUGCUUGGCAGUUUCCUCAGGGCGGUCAAGAUCCCGGAGAAACAGGAUCAGAAGCAGCCUUACGUGAACUUGAAGAAGAAUGUGGUUCUGACCUUCAAGUACGUCUUGUGGGUACGACACCUAUAGGCGUCUAUCAAUACGAGUUUCCUGCUGAUUUCAAACGCAGCAAGAAAUACAUAGGAGCUAAAGUAAACAUGCUAUAA
Molecule: messenger RNA, 357 nt
Organism: Gilbertella persicaria
Lineage: Eukaryota; Fungi; Mucoromycota; Mucoromycetes; Mucorales; Choanephoraceae
Exons: 1
Coding region: 1-357 (118 amino acids)
Cellular component (GO): mitochondrial large ribosomal subunit
Molecular function (GO): hydrolase activity; structural constituent of ribosome
Source: RefSeq, a predicted model, not a curated record